GGCGCAGACAGAGUUGACCAAAAACUACGAGGGGAAAGCGGCGCCGGCCGGUUGAGGGGCGCGGCGAGCCCUCUCCACGAAGCGCGCGCUGCGCUCCUGCGCGCCCGGCUGUGUCCCCGGAACGCCGCGGGAAGGGAGCCGCGCGGAGCAACAGGUGCAGCCCGCAGCCUCUCUGGGACAAGGGAAACGACCUGCAGGGCGCGGAGCCGGUAAGGCGCAGAGAGGGCUCUCUCCUCCCGCAGGGCUGCGCCGGCCGGUCCCUCCUCCCCGGCUCGGUGGCGGAGCAGCAGACGCCCGGCGCUCUUGGGACCGCCUCGUGAGUGCGGGAAGGUCCAGCUCCAGCUCCUGUCUGCGUCCUCUCCCAGGUGGCCCCGUCCGAAAAGACGGUGCCACUCGGCCCAGGCGCCUGGGUUCUGAGUGAUCCGAGCUGGGUCCCCCGGAGCCCCUCCUUCCCCGGCAGGCGCCCUUCGCCAGCGCGACCUAGGCUCCCCCUGCGCGCCAUGGAGCUGGAGGCUGGGAACUUCAGCGAGGGGAACGCGAGCGGGCUCCAGCCCCCGACCCCGGAACCCAGGCCGCUCUUCGGCAUCGGCGUGGAGAACUUCGUCACGCUGGUGGUGUUCGGCCUGAUCUUCGCUCUCGGCGUGCUGGGCAACAGCCUGGUGAUCACCGUACUGGCGCGCAGCAAGCCGGGCAAGCCGCGCAGCACCACCAACCUGUUCAUCCUCAACCUGAGCAUCGCCGACCUGGCCUACCUGCUCUUCUGCAUCCCCUUCCAGGCCACCGUGUACGCGCUGCCCACCUGGGUGCUGGGCGCCUUCAUCUGCAAGUUCAUCCACUACUUCUUCACCGUGUCCAUGCUGGUCAGCAUCUUCACGCUGGCCGCGAUGUCGGUGGACCGCUAUGUGGCCAUCGUGCACUCGCGCCGCUCCUCCGCCCUGCGGGUGUCCCGCAACGCGCUGCUGGGCGUGGGCUUCAUCUGGGUGCUGUCCAUCGCCAUGGCCUCGCCGGUGGCCUACCACCAGCGCCUCUUCCACCGGGACGUCAGCAAUCAGACCUUCUGCUGGGAGCAGUGGCCCAACCAGCGCCACAAGAAGGCCUACGUGGUGUGCACCUUCGUCUUCGGCUACCUGCUGCCGCUCCUGCUCAUCUGCUUCUGUUACGCCAAGGUCCUUAACCAUUUGCAUAAAAAGUUGAAGAACGUGUCAAAGAAGUCAGAGGCGUCAAAGAAAAAGACCGCACAGACGGUGCUGGUGGUGGUGGUGGUCUUCGGGGUCUCCUGGCUGCCCCACCACGUCAUCCAUCUCUGGGCUGAGUUUGGGGUGUUCCCGCUGACCCCCGCCUCCUUCUUCUUCAGGAUCACUGCCCACUGCCUGGCCUACAGCAACUCCUCCGUGAACCCCAUCAUUUACGCCUUUCUCUCUGAAAACUUCAGGAAGGCUUAUAAGCAAGUGUUCAAGUGCCAUGCCCACAAGGAGUCACCUCUUAAUGACACUAAAGAAAAUAAAAGUCGACUAGACACCCCACCAUCAACCAAUUGUACUCACGUGUGAAAAAAGAGUAUUAUUUAAAAGUGUGGUAUUUGCAUGCAUGUGGACCAGACACAGAGAAAUACAUUGCGGUGUUAAGCAAGGCAGUAACUUGCUAUCUUAACAACAAUUCAUAUUAUAUUGUUUGAAUUCCACUUGUGUUUAAAAAGCACUUUGAUCUGCCUAGAAAAUCCUUAGGUCUAGUGAAGGCCAUUUCUAAAUUUUAUUUUAUUUCUAAAUUCUAUUCCAUAAGCAAAAGAUAAUAAUAUAGUUUUAUACAUCUUAAGAAAGUUUCUCAAGAAACUUUAUUUAAAGACUGUAAAGAGUCUAUAAUAGGACUCUCUAGAUUUGUAUUCUUUGUCAGAUGAGGAAGAAGGGCCUAUCAAGGUGGUCAGGAAUAUUUGUGAUCGACAUCUUGAAGUAAAUUUAAUUAGAAAACACAUUUGUGCUUUAGUUCUUCAAUUUUAAGAUUGGGGUAAUAUUGAAACUAUAUGUGUUUCAGAUACGAUUAUGGACACUUGAUCCUGAGUUUUAUUUUUGUGGACACUUAUACUGAGACAUAUAUAUUUGAUGGAAAUAAGCUUAUUUGCACAUCUGCUGCAUCUGCUCCCAGUUGUAAACAGUGCAUUGGGCUUCUGC
Cervus elaphus (red deer) is the source of this 2165-nucleotide messenger RNA. RefSeq names its product galanin receptor 1 (gene GALR1). Lineage: Eukaryota; Metazoa; Chordata; Mammalia; Artiodactyla; Cervidae. Bases 501 to 1550 code for a protein of 349 amino acids. Gene Ontology annotation, biological process: negative regulation of adenylate cyclase activity; neuropeptide signaling pathway; positive regulation of cytosolic calcium ion concentration. The transcript is spliced from 3 exons. Gene Ontology annotation, molecular function: galanin receptor activity. The record is from RefSeq and is a predicted model, not a curated record. Gene Ontology annotation, cellular component: membrane.